This is a messenger RNA of Xenopus laevis (African clawed frog), 5655 nucleotides long. RefSeq names its product transmembrane protein 168 S homeolog (gene tmem168.S). The record is from RefSeq and is marked provisional. Lineage: Eukaryota; Metazoa; Chordata; Amphibia; Anura; Pipidae. Gene Ontology annotation, cellular component: nuclear membrane.
UAGCUUUCCGGAAGAGUCAGAGAGGAAUACUUUUACUAUGCUGCGGGACUUUUAUACGAAAAUACAAUCAGGCCCGUCCCGAGAAAAUCGGUACUGUCGGGCUGUUUGAAAUAGGUUAAUUCCAUUGGUGCUGUGUAUUUACUCGUAUACCUGGACCAAGUUUGAAAUAUGUGGUUCAUACAUUUCGCUAUCUUUAAUAAAGUCUACCAAUGUAGAAUGACAUGUGAAGGAGGUCACUUGGUAAAAUGGUGCAAAUGAGACACAAAUAUUGGACAAUUUGACUUUCUGAAUGAGAAACUGAAUUUUAUCUUCACGUUCCAGGCAAAAUCUGUUUACAUGUGCAGGUCACUUCGAUAUUGCGUUAGUCACUGUCUUUAUACAGCAAUGACAAGGCUAGAAGAAGCUAAUAGGGAAGUUAACAUGUAUUCCUCAGUAAGAUAUUUGGGCUAUUUGGCUCAAUUGAGCUUGCUAGUGGCCAUAUGUAUGGGCCUAUAUGUCAGAUGGGAUCAGACAGACGAUUCCUUCAUUCUAGUAAUAUUUAUUUUGGGCCUCGUCAUCUUUGCAAUUGCAAGUAUUCUAUACUAUUAUUUUUCAAUGGAAGCAGCCAGUUUGAGUCUUUGCAAUCUUUGGUUUGGAUUUCUUCUUGGACUCCUCUGCUUUAUUGACAGUUCAACAUUUCAACAUGAUUUAAAAGAAGAAGCUACAAAAUACUUGCUUGUUUCCUCCAUAAUUAUCAAAACUUUGUCUGCUUUGGUGGAGAGAAUUUGUGGUUGUGUUCGACACCGGCCAACUCUCUUGACCUCAUCUGAAUUUUUGGAACUGGUUGGUUUUGCAAUUGCCAGCACCAUUAUGCUGAUGCAAAAGUCUCUUAGCAUUAUCUUGCUAGUUGCAGCAUUGGCCAUGAUCAUAAUUGACCUGCGCAUGAAGUCCUUUCUGUCUAUUGCAAUCCUAGUUGUUUUUGCAUCACUUACUCCAGAGUUAUUUUUCAGAUCUUUGGAUAUUCCUGUAAACCCAUAUGCCUUAUCUUGCUUUUUCUUCUGUAUAAUAAGCAACCCAUUUCUUGAUGUAUACUUUAGUGGACUCUCUGUCACGGAAAGAUGGAAACCUUACUUGUACCGCGGACGAUUUUGUAGAAGGUUUUCUGUUAUUUCCAUUGGAUUGAUUGAACUUGUGUUUUUUGUGUUUGCAGCUUUAAAAUUAGGUGACUUGCAUCUCUGGUAUUUUGUCAUUCCUGGAUUCUCCAUCUUUGGGAUAUUUUGGCUGAUCUGUCACAUAAUAUUUUUGAUUACCCUUUGGGGAUUCAAUACCAAACUUAAUGAGUGUCACAAAGUAUAUUCUACUCACAGACCAGAUAACAACAGCCUAGACAGAGUGAUGGCUUCCAAAGGAAUGCGCCAUUUCUGCCUUAUUUCAGAACGCUUGGUUUUUUUCAGUCUUCUGGCAACAAUCAUCCUGGGUGCUGUUUCCUGGCAGUCAUCGAAUGGACUCUUCAUUAGUAUAUUUCUGAUUGUAUUACCACUGGAAUCCAUGGCACACGGUCUUUUCCAUGAACUUGGCAAUUGCUUGGGUGGAACAAGUAUUGGCUAUGCAGUUGUGAUUCCUACGAAUUUCUGCAGCCCUAAUGGUCAGCCCAUGCUUCUUCCACCAGAACAUGUGGAAGAAUUAAAUUUACGGUCAACAGGAAUGUUAAAUUCUAUCCAGAGAUUUUUUGCCUCUCAUAUGAUUGAAACGUAUGGAUGUGACUACUCUACAAGUGGACUUAAUUUUGAUACUCUACAUUCAAAGCUGAAGUCAUUUCUUGACUUAAGAACCUCUGAUGGACCUAGACAUGAUACGUACAUAAUAUACUACACUGGGCAUUCACACAGCACUGGAGAGUGGGCAUUAGCUGGUGGUGAAACGUUACGCUUUGAAACUCUUUUGGAAUGGUGGCGCGAGAAGAACGGUUCUUUUUGUUCACGACUUAUAAUUGUAUUGGACACAGAAAGUUCACAGCCUUGGGUUAAGGAAGUCCGCAGAGUCGGAGAUCAGUAUGUUGCUGUGCAAGGGGCGGAGAUGGCAAGGGUUGUAGAUAUUGAAGAAGCAGAUCCUCCUCAGCUAGGGGAUUUUACUAAAGAAUGGGUAGAGUACAAUUGCAAUCCCGACAACAAUAUCAAUUGGACUGAAAAGGGCCGUACUGUAAAAGCAGUUUAUGCAGUAUCAAAGCCCUGGAGUGAUUAUACUUUACAUUUACCAACUGGCAACGAUGUUACUAAACAUUGGAUGACCUAUUUCCCCCGCAUUACAUACCCACUAGUUCAUUUAGCUAACUGGUGUGGGGCUCUUAACAUGUUUUGGCUUUGUAAAAUUUGCUACAAGUGUUUAAAAAGGUUAAAAAUGAAUUGGUUCCUUCCAGCUGUACUUGAUACAGGACAAGGCUUUAAACUUGUCAAAUCUUAGUGAUGGGUUGGAAGUUGUAAAGCCUCUGCAGUCUUCUAAAGCAAAAAGAAACAUUUGUUAUUUCGUUCACAUGGGCUGAAAAUCAUGCUACGUUGCUACUCAACUUGUUCUGAUAAAAUGGUUGUAAUGCUGAACUGUGUUACUGAGAGCAUUCGCAUGUGUAUGAGCAUAUACCUGUGUUUGUGUGUGUCUUUAUAAGAAUUUGUUCAUUAGAUGGACAAUUUGACAGUAAAACUGUUACCAUAAGGGGGGAGGGGGAGUCUCCCAUAAUUUGCAACAGGCAGUCCUUCAGAAUGCAGCCAAUCAAAAGAACAUUGAAUUUAACAUGGUACAAGAUGCAUACCAGUACAUCUCCAUGCUCUGUGUGAGCUUGUGAACAGAUAUAAUAAAGACAUAUGGUGGCAUGUUUAUUAAAAUUCAAACUAGGGAAAUCUGAAUCCUGUUAACAUAUUACAGCAGAUCAACGAGUCCGUUAGGUUGAAUGAGAUCAACUGCUUUAAACAGCUGUUUGCUUUUGGUCCUGAAAGUAUCCAAGCUGGAACAACUUUUGUUAAAGGAAAACUAUACCCCUCGAACAAUGGAGGCCUCUAUAAAGAUAUAUUGCAUAAAAACCAGCUCAUGUGUAAAAACUGAGCUUCAUAUAAAUAAACCAUUUUCAUAAUAAUAUACUUUUUUAGUAGUAUGUGCCAUUGGAUAAUCAUAAAUAGAAAAUUGCCUGGGAUCGUAGGAUUCAUGGUGCCCACAAACAAACCAUACAUGUUAGGUCACAUGAGCCAAUUAACAGACAGAGUUGUGUCUUUUGCUUCCACACGUCUUCCUGUUACAGUUUAGUAUUUCUGGUCAGGUGAUUUCUGAGGCAGCACACAGACCAUUACGAAAUGGUGGUUCAGGUCAAGAGAUGGAAAAGGACAAUAUUUACUUAAAUAUAUAUAGCACUUUGGUAAGAUUCUUUAAUAUUUCACUUAAUAUGAUAUAAACUAUUUGUGGCUUAAAUAUUCAUUUUAGGGGUAAAGUUUUCCUUUAACUGCUUAAUAAAUCAUGCCCAUAAUUCUAAAGGCACACAUGUAAAAGGUAAUACAGGUAUUGGACCUGUUAUCCAUAUAAGGGAUCUUUUCUAACUUGGAUCUUCAUACCUUAAGUCUAGUAAAAAAAUUUUGAACAUUAAAUAAAUCCAGUAAGGUUGUUUUGUCUUCAGUAAGGAUGAAUUAUAUCUUAGUUGGGAUCACGUACAAGAUAAGGUUUCAUUAUAACAGAGAAAAAGGAAAUCAUUUAAAAAAGAAAAUUAUGUAUAAAAUGGAGUCUAUGGUAGAUGACCUUCCCAUUAUUUGGAGCUUUCUGCAUAAGGGAUAAGGCAUACCUGCACUUUUAGUCAGACAUCAUUGGUGACCUAUUUUUAUUGUGAAGGACAUAAAGAUCUGCCAAUUAUCCUUGCUCUUUUGAAGGUACUAAAACAAAACAUAGGCAAGAGAGUAACAGAACCAUUCUUAAUUGAAGUACAUAAUAAAACAAUUCUCCAUUUUUGUUUUCAAUUUGGAUAUACAGGUAUGGGACCUGUAAUGCAGAAUGCUCAGGAUCUGGGGUUUUCCGGAUAACGGAUCUUUCUGUAAUUUGGGUCUUCAUGCCUUAAGUCUACUAGAAAUUCAUUUAAUCAUUAAAUAAACCAGACAGACUGGUUUUGCUUCCAAUAAGGAUUAAUUAUAUCUUAGUUGGGAUCAAGUACAAACUACUGUUUUAUUAUUACAGAGAAAAAGGAAAUAACUUUUAAAAAUUUGGAUUAUUUGGAUAAAAUGGAGACUAUGGGAGACAGCCAUUCCGUAAUUUGGAGCUUUCUGGAUAUUGGGUUUCCGGAUAAGGGAUCAUAUACCUGUACAGUAUUUAUUUAUAAAAUGGGUAAUAGUCACAGGCCAAUUAAUAUUGCAAUUCCCUGUUAAAGUGUUUGUUAGAUCUGUUAUCCAGAUUAGUUAUAACCUGUUUUUUCCAGGGGAUGUUUCUGUAUGACAAAACUUGAAGGAUUGUUUUGCAGCCAUGCUCUUGUAUGCAAAUUUGUCAAAAAUGGAGAAAUGUUUGUUGUAGUAGAAGACUUUUGUAAAUGGUAUUACCAUUUUUUUUAAUACCCAUACCAAUACCUUGGUCUAGAACACACUUUCAGAGCAUCCGGUGUAUUUUGCAUGUUACUAAAAGAUAGUACAGGUAUGGGACCUUUUAUCCCAAAUGAUCGGGACCUAGGGCUUUCCGGAUAAUGGAUCUUUCUGUAAUUUGGAUCUUCAUACCUUAAUUCUAGAAAAUCAGGUAAGCAUUAAAUAAACCCAAUAGGCUGGUUUUGCUUCCAAUAAGGAUUAAUUAUAUCUUAGUUGGGAUCAAAUUCAAGGUACUGUUUUAUUAUUACAGAGAAAGAGGAAAUACUUUUUAAACAUUUGGACAAAAUGGCAUUUAUGGGAGACAGCCUUUUCAUAAUUCAGAGCUUUCUGAAUAACGGGAUUACAGAUCCCAUACCUGUAUAUGGUAAAAAUGUAUUUUGAAUUAUUCGUUAUUAGGGAUGCACCGAAUCCAGGAUUCAGCCUUUUUCAGCAUAUGCAAAUUAGGGGCAGGGAGGGCAAUCGCGUGACUUUUUGUCACAAAACAAGGAAGUAAAAAAUGUUUUCCCCUUCCAACCCCUAAUUUGCAUAUGCAAAUUAGGGUUCGGAUUCGGUUCGGUAUUUGGCCGAAUCUUUCACGAAGGAUUCGGGGGUUCGGCCGAAUCCAAAAUAGUGGAUUCGGUGCAUCCCUAUUCGUUAUGAAUUCAACUCGGUUAGUAAGCAAUUUAAUUGGGUGGCUUUCUUGCUGUCUGAACAAACUUUUGCAAAUGUGGUUCUUGCUGCAUGUUACAGAUUUUAUUUUGGAUUGUUCUCUUUAGAUAGAGCAACCAAUACCAAGGAUAACAGCAGACUGAACUCAGGGAUGAAAAUGCCAUUUGACACAUUUAAAAAUGUUUUAUGCCUUGUUUACAUCAAAUCUAUGCAAUGUAGUUAACACAAAUUAUUCUUGUUUAUAUGUAUGUGUACUGUAUCCAAUGUCCUGUUACACAAUCUUGAUUGCUUCUUUUGUCUUAAUGGUUUUUUAAUAUGUUCAAAGAAAGAUUAGUUACAAAUAUAUUUGAUAUAUUAAAGCUUUAUUUGUGUAACUGUAAAUAAAAUGUACAUGAUUUUUUAAGUUGAAAUAAAUUUGCUUCUUUAAGAA